UAAAGGUUUAACGCCACCGGACCGCUGGACAUUAUGCUGGGGUGAGGUGUGAUCGAGUAGAAAAAUUCUCUUGAUUCGUGUGUUUGUGACACCAAUAAUUAAAGGAACUAUACAUUGGACUAUUUGUGAAUUUAUUGAAUUGACGUGAUUUUGUGAUUUAAUUAGCGAUUACACUUUUUUUGGACUAAUUUAUUUCCGGGACCUUUUAGUGAAGGAAUCAUGAUAACAAGAUUCCUGCCAUGGACGUGGCUAUUUCUAAUUGCCAGUGUAGCGUCUUCCUAUGAUCAACCUUCACCAUAUAAUAUAGACUUUUCACCAGAAUGUGCUCUGGUAUUAAAACAAAGUAAAGGCCACCCAUAUAAAAGGUCUUUAGACGUAGGGCUUAGCUACAUAUCACAGUUUCUUCCCAGCUGGCAAAAUGAAACUCCUGACCAAACAUGCAUUAGGUAUGAAGAUAUUAACAGAGCUCUCCAUGAAGCAAAAAGGAAAUUCGGUGAAGAAGUGCCAUAUGAAGUAAAAGAGUUAUCCUCGGUUUAUCCUAAAGCUAACCAAGUUUCCAUACCAGCAGAAAUUCUAUUAGAAACAGUUAGGAUUCUUGCUCACAGAUUUGGAUUGAGUCAGGAUGCUAUUGCUCAUGGUCUUCCUCAGAUUGACACAUCAAAGACGGCCAUCAAAGAGAUAUGCCCCACCUUCCUCCAGCCAGUAAAAUGCGAAAUAUCAAGGUACAGGACACUCAGCGGAAUGUGCAACAAUCUUGACAACCCAUCAUGGGGAAGUGCUCGAUCUGCAAUGAUACGAUUCAUUCCUCCUAAUUACGGAGAUGGUAUUUCAAUUCCCCGAAGAUCAUUUGACGGAUCACCUUUGCCUAGUCCACGUGUAGUGAGUUUGGUGAUGCAUCAUGAUGUGAGUGAGCAUGAUUAUGGUAUAUGCAAUAUGGUUGCUGCUUGGGGACAGAUGUUAGAUCACGAUUUGACCAGAGCUGCUCCUUCUCUAGAUGCUAGCAGCAGAAGCAUUGAAUGUUGUAAGACUGCUGUGGAUAAAAGGCAUUACAACUGUUAUCCUGUUGAUAUCCCCCAAGACGAUCCCUUCUACAAAUAUUUUGAAAGAAGGUGCAUGAAUUUUGCAAGAUCUUUGGCUGGUCUACAGCCUGGAUGCAGACUUGGUCCAAGGUGGCAAAUAAAUGCUGUAUCAGCCAAUAUUGAUGGAAACUUUAUUUAUGGAAGUAAUGAAGAAACAGCUUCCCGAUUGAGAGAAUUUAAAGGAGGUCGUCUAAAAACUACUCCAUUGUACAGAAAUCUUGGAUUAAAAGAUUUAUUGCCAAUGAAGACAGUUGAUCCUGAUCUCGGAUGUAUUGCCAGACCACGAAACAUGUAUUGUUUUGAUGCAGGUGACAACCGUGUAAAUGAACAGCUCCAAUUGGCUGUGAUGCAUAUCAUUAUGAUGCGUGAACACAACAGGUUGGCAGAAGGUUUGGCUCACAUCAACCCUCAUUGGGACGACGAGACCCUCUAUCAAGAGGCCAGACACAUCCUCAGUGCUGAAAUACAACAAGUCACUUAUAAUGAAUUCCUUCCAAUGGUCAUUGGACAUCAAACAAUGAAGAAAUAUGACCUUGUCCCUCUGAAAAAGGGAUAUUAUGAUGGAUACAGUCCAAAAAUAAACGGUGGAAUUCGAGCUGGUUUCCAAGCUGGAGCUUACAGAUUUGGACACAGUAUUUUACCAGAUGUCACAGAGCGUUAUAACAAAUUCCAUGAAAGAAUAGGUAAAUCCACCUCAAUAUGUAUAAACAGUUACUCGAUUUCACAAAUUGAAAAAAGAAAUGAUUCUGUAAGUAAAAUCAGUACUUCUAAAGAUCCUCUAGAUAUAAGUCAACAAGAGAUGGAUUUGCCUCAAACUUCAAGACACCUUUCCCCCGUCUAUUUUCGAGAAAGGCAUUCUAGAAAUGUUGCUGAAAAAUCAGAAGAAGUUUGGAAGAGCCAUUUACAUUGGCCAAAUAUUGAUGAUAAAAAGAAAGCCCUUCUCCACCAAAGAUCUGUGAAUGACAUCGAUUUAUGGACAAUUGGAAUCGCUGAAUAUCCUCUACCUGGUGCUAUUGUUGGACCCACUUUUGCCUGCCUCAUCGGAGAACAAUUUGCUAAUAUCCGAAGGGGUGACAGGUUCUGGUAUGAAAAUCAUGGAUGGCCAUCCACCUUUUCUCCUGAACAACUUCAGGAGAUCCGUAAACUAAGACUAGCAAGAAUUUUGUGUGAUAAUGCUGAUGAAAUGCUAACAGUUCAAUACUCUGUGUUUGCCAUGGCAGACCCACACUCAAAUCCCAGACUGGAUUGUGGAACUGAUGACAUACCCCGACUGGACCUAAGCAAAUGGAGGGACACGAAUUACAAGAAAUAGAGCCAUAGGAGAGAAAGAAUUUUGUAUAAUACUUGCACAUAUAUUUAAGACUACUUUUCGAUCGGUCGGAUGAGAGAGUCGCGUCUGUACGAGUCAUAGCCCCUUCGAGAUGACAUUUCAGCUUCAUCUGUCACUUCUGAACUAUGCAUGGCCAACCUUUUACAUGUUCUUUCAGGCAGCUCAGUCAACAUAAAAGAAAAUCAACAUGUUUUUUUUUAACAAGAAUUCAAAUUUAUGUGAAAAUAUAUAUUAUACUCAUUAACUAUUGGAAAUUUAGGUGUGAGUUGAACCAUUACAUUGUUGAACCACAAUUUGCUGCUGCCUAAAUACGGUGCUUAAAUGAGCCAUAUUAAUGUGCAAAUUGAACUUGGUUACACGAUACUAUGGUCCCACUUUAACGUAAAUAUGGUAUCUUGACCAUCAUGUUGCUCGCAUUCGCUGCAAUAUUCAGAGCAUGUUUAACUGAGCCGUUUUCAAUUAAAUUUACGAAUGAUUUAAUAGCAUAAUUCAACUUGACAUCGUUAUGAGCAUGCAGAAACGAUAUCAUUGUUCAACAUGCUCUAAAAUUUCAAAUAAUAAGCAUGCACUAUGUUGUAAGAAAUAUUGCAGCGACAAUGUCGUUCAAAAUUACUGUAACCUUAAUAUGGUGUUAAACAGAACCAUAUUAUCGUAUUUCUUAAGCAUGAUUACUCUAUAAUAUGAUUCAACUUUAACGAAAACGUUGUUUAAUUUAACACCAUAGUAAGGUUAUAGCGAAUUCUAUUGAUGGUUCAAGGUACCGAUAUUAGGAUUCAAUAUUGAACCGAUUUUUAUGAGAGCAUAAAAAAAAUUGUAUUUAAAUCGUUAUAUUUUUCAGAAUAAGCUACAUAAAAGUAGCUCUAAUCAUUCUAUUUGCCACGUUUAUUACUUACAGUAAAAACUUGGUUAUUAUGGAUGACAAAAUAAACUUAUAUAUUGUGUUGCCAAUUUAGAGAAAACAAAAAAAAUGUAAGUUCUUAUUUUUAAAUAUCAUUGAUGGUAGGAUGCGAAAAAUUUUCCUAAUGUAAAUUAAACAAAUGCUCCAAAGCAGAUUUUACUAAAAAUCCUGAUUCUAAAAAAAUAUUCAAAAAUUAUUUUAAGGUUGUAUUUUCAUUCAAUUUCAGAAUGCUUAAGUUUAACAUAACAUAUACAAUGAUAACAAUAGCAAGUUUCUUAAGUAGUAUUCUAGAAAAUAUAUUUAUCCUAGAAACCAAAUUUAGAAAUUGGGAGAAAAAAAUUUAACAAUUACAAUAUUACAUUGAACAUUUUAGAUAAGAUUUUCAAUAAAGUUAAAUGAAAAAAGAGGAAAUCUUUAUGAGGAAUGACUAUAAAUAAAAUGUUUAUUUUAUCUUCUAAGACUAUUAGUAACAGCAGAUAUAGAUAGAUUUUUUUUAUCUAACGUAAUCGCCUUUUUAAAAAUGAUAUUGUUAUCACAACGAUUAAGAAAUAUCCAUAUCAUUCUUUUUUUAAAGGAAUUUCAGUCUAAUUUUACGUUUGCCCUCUUGAAAAUGUUAAGAACAAUGCAUUUUUAAUUAUCAGUAAUGACUCAAUUUAUCUUAAAGAGGAGAUAAAAUGAUCAAAAUUCAAUGUUGAAGGAAUGCUUUCCGGGGAGAAAGAUAACGUUAAGUUAAAAUAAAAAUCAACUUUUUUUUCAUCAACUUUUCAUGAGUAUAUAAAAGUUUAUUUAUGUUAAAAAUUUGCCCAAAUUAGUUGAUUUACUGUUAUUAAUAAAUUUAUGAUAAAAAAUUAUUAUUUGAACAAGCAAAUUUUUCAAGAUAUUUGUGUAAGUUUACAUUAAGUACUUAAACUACUACUACGAGUGAAAAACUUUAAAUUACAAUAACUUUUUCCGUUGAAUGCUAAAUUUAAAAAAAUUAACUAGAUGUAUUUGAGUACAUGUCAAUAAACUGGAAAAUUUUAAUCAUUUACAUAUGUAAAUUGGCUUUCUUUUAACCAUGGGGGUCUCUAAAAUGACAAAAUUACCUAUGCAGAAAAUAUUAAAACGCGUGAUAAUUUACUACAAUACAAUAAUAAUGCUAUAAUAACAAUACUACAGUAGUCACAAUUUGCUAUAAUACUACAAUAAUAAUUCAAUUACAUAGCCAUUUAUGAAAAAUUUUUAAUUUUUAAAACCGCUUCCAAACAAAUCUAAGCUCAUAAAAUUUUCAAUCCGUUUUCGAAAUGAAAAAUUAUUUGAAUUAAAAUUUGAAAAUUAUGCAUUUUUAUAUUCAUAUAAAUAGAUGCAUUUUAAAGUUCUUGUAAAAUUACAUUUAAACUCACGAAUUGAAAUUUUCAUGAUCAAAAUAUAAGUAUCUCCUCACAAACUGUUGAAAUUAAAAUAAAACUUAAUACCGAAUAUGAUAUUCCUUUUUAUCUAAAAAUAACAGGACGUUUAAAAGCAUGUAAUGAUGUUUAGGUUGCCAGGUAUACAACUCAGUUCUAUUUGAACUUAGCUACGUACAAUCGUCUCUCUCAUAGUUUGUACUAAAAUAUGUUGUAAAUAGAUAUGUGUCUUCAGCUAUUUAAGAAAAACUUUGUCGCCGCUUCCCUUCGACAAAAGCGUCAUCUUUAUGAGGAGUAUUGGUGGCGGACCUGCCACCUGUUAUUUGUAAGAGUCGACACAAAUAACAGUUGUUAUUUUGAUGCAUGCCAUACAUGAACUGCGAAAUGAAUUUCUUUUAAUAAUAUAACAUGUUUUUAACAAUUUUGGUGCCAGAUUCAUUUCGUUUUAGGAAAACUCAGUGGAUUGUUUAGAAAAAUGCAUCUUAAAUAUUUUACCAAAUAACAAAUUAAAAAUUAGUAUUUUAUGUAGUGAUUAUUUAAAGAGGACUUUUUAUACUGUUGUGAUGACGUUAAAAAAAGCUCAAAUUUGUAUUGAAAUUUUAACAUGUAAGUUGAUUUUUCGCAUGUUUGUAAAUUUACACUUGAAUCAAUGAGGUCAAUUGUAUAGGGAUUAAAGAUGUUCUAUGUUUUGUAUGUUUUUAAUAAAGUUGUGUUAUUUUUUC
Messenger RNA from Parasteatoda tepidariorum (common house spider), 5414 nucleotides. NCBI's taxonomy places the organism in Eukaryota, Metazoa, Arthropoda, Arachnida, Araneae, Theridiidae. The record is from RefSeq and is a predicted model, not a curated record.